Molecule: messenger RNA, 2825 nt
Organism: Notechis scutatus (mainland tiger snake)
Lineage: Eukaryota; Metazoa; Chordata; Lepidosauria; Squamata; Elapidae
Source: RefSeq, a predicted model, not a curated record
CUUCUGUUGCUGGCAGCAAUUGAAGGAGACAAUUUUUCGGCUUGCCAGAUUUAAUGGGCUUCUUUCAGUCAUAGCGGGAAAAACUGUCAUACCCAUGGACAAUGAUCUUCACAAAAUAUCCAAAACAGCAACGCUUCAGAGCCAGCCGCGAGGCGGAAUGCGAGAGUUUCGAUUCGGCUUUUCCAAUCCCCAGGCCAGGUCUUGGGAGGACAAGCGGGGAGGAAAGAAACUUGCUGGCCGGGCGGCGGCUCCUAUCCCACUUCCUCCUCCGCAGCUUCUGGUAGGCUUGCAGGAAAGCCGCGAGGACGAGGCCGUCCUGUAAUCAGAGCCGCGCAGCUGGGGGGCCUCCUAGCUUCUCGGAAGGCUCGAGAGACGCCCCCGAGGCAGCGCGGAAGGCAGGGCUCGCCAGCCGCGGGACAAAGACGCUUCCUGCCUUGCCGCCAUAAUGCCAGAUCAGACUUAUUGUGAUCGUUUGCAACAGGACACGGCUUUUCUGACCAGCAAUGGCAGACUGAGUGAACAGCUGGUUGAUAAAAUCAUUCUUCAGCUAAAUCGAGUUUAUCCCCAAAUUCUCACCAUUAAAGAAGCUGAAAAGUUUCGGAAUCCCAAAGCUCCUCUUCAUAGUCGGCUAUCAAACCUUAUAGCUCACUUGAAAAAGAAAGGGGACAAACCCUGUCAAGAAUUUUACCGAGCUUUACAGAUCAAUGCUGAACAUCUCUAUAACAACUUGCCAAGCAGGAAAGUUCUAAAAACCUCAGAUUCCACAGGGAUAAACCCUGAGAAGGAGAAAUAUAUUCUAAAUGACAGGGGUCCUACGUUCUUUUUUGCCUGCUUCAGUAUUGCUGCAGGGUUAGCAUUCUUCAUGUAUUGCUGCAAUCCAGAGUCCAGAAUUCUGGAAAAAGCCAAGAAGGUGCUGGGAUUUUCCCCAAUUAUCAUAGGAAGACAUGUUAGCAACAUCUGUAUGUUGUACAUGGAAGAUUCAUCCGGAAGACAGUAAGAAUAAACAGGGCAGCAUCAGAUUUCCCUGCCAAUAGCAUGGAUACUUUGCAAGCAUGGAUACUUUGGAAGCAAUUACCUUUUCUUAUACCAAAGAAAUAACUCAGUUGCUUUAGCAGUCUUUGCUGCUUCAAAGGGCUUUCAGAAGAUCACUUGUAUUUGCCUUUUACUUGUGGAGCAGGGUUUUUUUUGUACAAAGCUUAUUUUUAAAAAUUAUUUAUCACCUUGAAAAAAUAUAUUUUAAUGCAAGUAAGCAUUUUAACAUGCUCUAAUUCAUUGCAAAGUUUUGAGAGUCAAGUCAUGUAUAUAUAUAUUGCAUUCUGCCAUUUUCUGUUUCAAGAUGAGCUGAAACUUCCUUCUUAGGCUAGUACUGAAUGAUGGAGCCUUGGUGUGUCUCAUUAUUAAGAGGAUAAUGAAAGUUGUUCUCAGUGUUCUGCUUCAUUGAGAACAAAUGAAAGUUUUCCACCUAUUAUAAGUGUCAACCUUGAGUGUUGAUGAUAGAACCCAUCAAGUUUUGUAUAUCAGCUAAUCCAUUAUCAAUUGUUGGGGUUUCUCUCUGUAAAUAGCAAAAGUAAUUGUAUUAGACAAGAAAUAAUGUUUGAAAUAAUGUAUAAGCAAUUAUAAGCAAAUGCUAGGUGCAAAUGAACCAAAAGCCUUAAUGAAAGAUGGAGUGUAUAGUUUUAUUUUUAAAUGUUAAAAGAAUGCUGCCUUCUUUGUUUUUAAUAGACUCCAGGAGUUCACUGAUAUGAAUAACGUAGGCAAAAAUAAGCAUUUGCUUCUUAGUUCAACUCUAUAAGAUUUCGUGUUAUGUUCCAGACAGAAACUUAAGUUUGUGGCCAAGAAUUUAGCCUUUAUAAUGUCAUGCACUUUUGAGGACCAUAAACUGCCUCACACAUUUGAAGAGUUCUGUUCCAUGAAAAUUUUCAUUUCUUAGAAGCUCAUUUUACACGCACAUUCUGCAUAGCAAUUUCAUGGAGCAUCUAGACUGUGUCAUCAUCCUUUAGCCCUUCUGCCUUAUCUUUUUUCACCUCUCUUAACAAGGGUCGUCUGUGUAGCUGGAAAGAGUUUAGCACACAAAGCUUCAAAGGUGUGGUAUAAUAGAGGAGACUACAUGUCUUUAAAAGCAGGGAGUGCAACACUUAGUGAUAAUGAGCUUUGCUCUUCCUCUCCUUAUUUCCAUGAAUUUAUCAGCUGUGAGAAUGCACCUUGGAUUUGUAUGUACAUCUUUUUUUCCCUUAUAUUGGAAUUCAGAAUAUCAAUACAUUAUACACUUAAAAUUAAUGCCACAGUUCCACAUUUGCCUAAUUUCCACCUUUGAUACUCUGAAUAGAUAGGAUCUUAUCUUAGGUGUAUAUACUGUAGAAGUGGCCAUCCUUCAACUUUGUAAGGCAUAUUUUCCAAAGCAUUGUUUAAGUUAAUCUUCUGUGGUUUUCAAUGAAAUUAUGUUGUUUAAAGCAUGACAACUCUUUGGGAGGGGGUUGGUGGAAGGUGCUGACUUACUUUAAGUAUUUUAAAAUUCCCCAAAUCCACUUUUUUUUAAAGAAGGAAAAGGUGCUACACAAUUGUAUAAAACACUUAAAGUGCCUGAUCAUAAUUGCUACUUUCUCUGGAGAAGUGAAGAAGGGCAAAAAAGAGGGUUGGAAUGAACAGGAGUAGCAGAUAGCAGUUGGAAUAUAUUCCACUCUAGUCCGCCACAUUGAAGGAAAGUGUUUUUACAGUGAACUUCUUUCCAGUAACCAUUCACUGGAAAUGAAUUGAGCAGGAACUGCGUUGCAGUUUUUCAAGCAACAUCAGCAACAUUGAAAAGCAAUAGUAUGCAAAAUAUUCAC